UGGUUCUUAUCUUUUACUUUUAAGUUUUCUUGCAAAUUGGUCCACAUUGAUUUUUGUUGGAACAUGUGGUGAAGUGUUAGCAGGGCAGGCCGAGAUGUUCAGUUUGUUUGUUUUAUGUCUUUUCUGAUGUUGAAUGAUAUUCUGAGAUUUUGGCAGGUAUAUGUCUUUUAUCACUGCUCAGUCAGAGAAUGCAAAACAUCCUUGACAUAGUUUAUGUGCUCACUGGUCUUAACUGGGGUUUAAAAAAAACUGCAUGGAUGAAUAUUACAUGAACAUGCAUCAUCAAAAGAAAGCCUUCCUUGCAGCUUCUCUCCAGGGCUGCACUUGAAUGGAGGCGCUGGAAGGUACUGUAGCUCGGAAUAGAUUUUUAGAAAAAGACACGUCCCUACCAAGGUGGAACUUGUAAUUGUUUUGACAGAGCGCUUCAAUUUAACAAACAGACCGGAUGUAACUGCAUUAAAGGAAGACUGGUUGGAUGUUCCAAUAAAUAGCCUGCUUGGCACUAUUUUUCAUUUCUGGGCCAUUAAAUGAUUGCGGAUAACCUCUAAAUAGCUGAUGGUUAGCGUGAUUAGAGUGUGGGGUGAAAUUGCGCAUUUUCCUCCUUGCUGUGUCUGUUCACUGACCGGAAGGUGCUAAAGUAAAAGCGUACACUGUGCAGUUUCGCGUGGAUAUUGCACUUGGCUUUCUAGGGGGACCGACACCGACCGCAUUCACCACCAGCACACACCCCUCAGCACCAGUAAUGCAUCCCCGCGGCAAGGGCACGGACAACCCCUUGUUAGAGUCGUCUCGACUUUAGAAUGGUGAAGAAAUCUCUCAACGGUGGGGUUUACCCAACUCAAGCCGGAGAGAAGAAGCACAAAGUCGAGUUUGUUGGAUUGGACCCAGGGGCUCCUGAAUCCAGCCGGGAUGGGGCGUUGCUCAUUGCGGGUUCGGAAAGCACCAAGCGGAACAGCAUCCUCUGCAGACCGAGGUCCAGCAUCUGUGCCGGGAGACCCAGACCUUCAAAGAAAAAUGCCAGUUAUCGGAAACUACAGAAUUUCCUUUAUAAUGCGCUGGAAAGACCGCGGGGAUGGGCGUUCAUCUACCACGCUUAUGUAUUCCUCUUGGUGUUCUCCUGUCUCAUACUCUCAGUCUUUGCCACCAUAAGAGAGUUCAAGAAUAGCUCCGAGAGUGCCUUAUACAUCCUGGAAAUUGUGACCAUUGUGGUGUUUGGAGUGGAGUACAUCGUAAGGAUAUGGGCUGCUGGCUGCUGCUGUCGAUACAGAGGAUGGAGAGGGAGGCUCAAAUUUGCCAGAAAGCCUUUCUGCGUCAUAGACAUGAUGGUGCUGAUUGCCUCAGUGUCUGUACUGGCAGCUGGAUCUCAGGGCAAUGUUUUUGCCACCUCGGCCAUCAGGAGUUUGAGAUUCCUGCAGAUCCUGCGCAUGCUGCGUAUGGACCGCCGUGGAGGCACCUGGAAGCUACUCGGAUCUGUAGUUUAUGCCCACAGCAAGGAGCUCAUCACAGCGUGGUACAUAGGUUUCCUGUGCCUGAUCCUGGCCUCAUUCUUGGUCUACUCUGUGGAAAAGGAGACAAAUCAGGAGUUUGAGACCUAUGCUGAUGCUCUUUGGUGGGGACUGAUCACUCUCACCACCAUUGGCUAUGGAGAUAAGGUUCCUAAGAGCUGGUAUGGACGCUUGCUGGCAGCCACUUUCAGCAUGAUUGGGGUGGCCUUCUUUGCACUUCCUGCUGGCAUCCUGGGCUCUGGCUUUGCCCUCAAAGUCCAAGAGCAGCAUAGACAGAAGCAUUUUGAGAAGAGACGAAACCCUGCAGCAAGCCUCAUUCAGGCUGCUUGGAGGUUUUAUGCUACCAAUCUUUCCCGUACAGACCUGCUGUGUACUUGGGAUUUUUAUGAGCAGACUGUAGCUGUUCCAAUGUACAGAAUCAUUCCACCCCUGAAUCAGUUGGACCUGCUGAGGAAUCUAAAGGGAAAAUCAUUCAGGAAGGAGUCUCAGCCAGAAACCUCUCCAAGUAAUGAAAGCGCACACAAAGACAGACUUUGCGGGUGCUGUCCGAGAACCAUUAGUCGGAAGACCAGCGUGAAGGACAAGGCUUUAUUCAGUCCUUCGAAGGCUCCUGUGGCCAAGGGGAAGGCCCAGUCUCCGGGGGCAGAGGAGGGGGAGGCUGAGGCGAGUCCCAGCAAGGUCGCCAAGAGCUGGAGCUUCACCGAGAAGAGCCGAGGGUCAAAAGCCACCCUCAGAGUCCGUGGCAGCACCUCACGCCAAAACUCCGAUGUGCUGAUUGAAAUGCAGGACGAAGACUUUGGACUGAAGAGGUCUCCAGCAAUUGAAGGUUUAAUAAAGGCAAGCCUCCCAGGAGAGGAAAUUGGUGAUGAUAAGAGCUGCCACUGUGAGUUUCUCACUCAAGAAUUACCUCUGGGAUUGAAGGUUACAAUAAGGGCAAUCUGCAUCAUGAAGUUUCUGGUGUCAAAGAGGAGGUUCAAAGAGAGCUUGCGGCCUUAUGAUGUCAUGGAUGUGAUUGAGCAGUACUCUGCAGGCCACCUGGACAUGCUGUCUCGCAUUAAGAAUCUGCAGUCCAGAGUUGACCAGAUAGUUGGUAAAGGUCCUAAAGCUGAAGGAGAGGCUGCAGAGGACCAGAGCAUGAUGGGACGUCUGGUCAAAGUCGAAAAACAGGUGGUCUGUAUGGACAGAAAACUUGAUUUCCUGGUCCAUGUGUACGUGCAGCGUAUGGGCAUCCCCCGUUCUGAAACAGAGGCCUUUUUCAACUCCAAAGAGCCGUAUCCAGCCCCGCCUUACCACAGUCCAGAGGAGAGCAAGGAGGAGAAGGAGGGGAAAGAGGAGGUGAAGGAGGAAAAGGAAGUAAAAACAUGCUCACCUGCAGAUGUCCCAUGCUCUGAGGGGUCUUUGGAAAAGAAGGAUCCUUUACUGGGUCGUUCCAUGGUAAGAUCAGGUACUCCGUCUGGUAGCAACAGCCACCCCUCUACCUCCUGGCAGCAUCAGCUGCAGCACCCCAUCAGCCAGCCUGCUUGGAACAGCAGCGUAGCUAACACCCCUUCACCCGUCGGUGGUAGCUAUGAUCACUCACCCACCCUGUUCCGCCUUCCACCUCCACCUGCUCCGGUUCACGACCGCUCCUCGUCUGGCCCAGGUGGCAGCGGCAGAGAGAGUGGCUCCCAGAGCAGGAGACGCCAUAGGAGGCAGAGGUGUAACCAGGAUGCCACAGCUGUAGAGAGUGACACAUCCAUCUCCAUUCCAUCUGUUGAUCACGAGGAGCUGGAGCGCUCCUUCAGUGGCUUCAGCAUCUCCCAGGCCAAGGAGGACUUCUUUGGGCCUUCGUUCUUCACAGGCUCAGGUGGGGGUGUGGGAGCGGGGACUGAAGCUGGAGCUGCACCGUCGCUCUGUGCCAGGGUCAGACCCUUCAUAGCAGAGGGCGAAUCAGACACAGACUCUGACCUCUUCGCUCCCUCGCCUCUGUCCUUCACUGGAGAGGUCUCAGGCGGAGAGAGGGGAUGGCCAGGACUGAAGUAGGUCGGGGAGGACUGCUCUGCCUGGUGCUUCAGUUACCAGCAGGAGACCUUUCAUGAGACUGUGUAGCCAACUUGACUGACUGUUGUUGCUGAUGAUGCCCUCACAGCCUAUUUUUACCCUUUAUUUGACUCCUUUCACCCUUUAUCACCUUUUAUGUUUGCGAUGUGAUGCUUUACAAGCAAUGCUAACUUACACUUGCAUUGUAUUCAUCAUGGUCUUGUUUAAACUGAAAAAUAGCUGUUUAGGGACGUUGACAUUUUUAUUGUGUUUGUUAGUAAUGAAAGGUACAUGUGUGAGAUUGUGAUGUAUGGCACAUGAUUUUGCAUCAAACAUAUAAUUAACACUGAUUUGUAUCAAACAAAUUAGAAAACAUCACUGCAUUUCUGCCCUUCUGUUAAACACGGAUCACUUUGAAAACAGUUGGAGUUAGCAACACAAGAGUCUUAUCACGUGGUUAGCAUAGUUUCUUGAAAACCUCUAUACCUUUGAAUGACUUCAGGUGUUAUGAUGCCAAAAUCUUAGUUAUGAUAAUAAAUUUGAUUCUUGCAGAGUAAAAAAAAAGAAAAAAGCUUGCUUUUCAGCAUUAUUAAUUCAGCCUGGUGUUUACUGAUACCACAAAAGAACUCCCGUCACACUAUUGCAGAUACUUCCCCAUCAGUAAAUCAAUGAGCCUCCUGCAUGGCAUGUUAAAUGGUUGUUUUAAGGGCAGUGUUAAGCAGGUUCCAAAACCAAACAGCAGCAGCAAAAGUUAGCAGAACAGUUAGGGAUGUGUUUUGCUUUGAAAAGACAAACAGAGCUGUGAAUAGAACAUGAAACUGUGCAUGCAUGACUUGGUUUCAAGCUAAAAUGUGUUAUUUUUUUUAAAGAGCUCUGCUUGAAUUCCAAUCAUGUAGAUGCAGCCUGGAUUUGCUAAUUUUAAUUGCUCUUCUUUUCUGGACAAAUUAAAGGAUGUACCCAUCAAAUACAAAGCCACAUUCUGUUUAAUGCCACAUACUAAAUGUAUGGAAACAAUAUGGGCUCAGAGGACAGUAGUGCAUACAUUUUGUAUUGUCACAAACGCGCAGCAUUAUGGCAAGUAGGACCAAGUGCAUCAUAAGAGACACUUAUUACUCAGACAUGGUAUUUAGCCUGCAAUGCAUUGGUCAGUCAUUUAGAUUCUAUGCUGCUAUGUCAGCUCUGCACCAAAUGAGAAAAUGCAAUAAAAUUCAAGCAAGACACUCAAGUAUCAUCUUUUACAAUCGUGAACAUGGCCUUAUUUUUUCACAUCAAAAUCCAUUUAGGUAAUUAGUUAAACAAAUCAACAGUUUUGUUCUUAACAUUUCAUAAAAGUAAUGUGAAUACAUUCUGAAGUGUCAUUCAGGAGGUUUUGUGGCCUGAGAGCGGAAUGCUAAAAGGCUAAAAUGGGAGUCACAGGGACAUGUGACACAUGAGCAGUCGUUGUAGAAACCAACUACAGUCACAGCAAAUCAGCUUUGACAUUUUAACAUUAACACUAAAACAGCAGACUGUUCACACACAAUCCAUAUUUUUCAAAAAAGAAGAAACAAACUGCUGGCAUGUUUUCUACAACCCAGAGAAAGGGACUGUGCAGUUUCACAUCAUGCAGUAACCAGUUCAGCACACGUCAUGUAACUGCACCUUCUUCUAACACUUCUUCAACAAUAAAACUUUGUACAUGACUGAAAGUCAUCUCUUUGGCCUUCUUUGUAAUGCAUUGUACCAGUAAAGCAAUGUCACAUGUUGAGCAGUGAAACGUGUUAGCAGUAUGAUGUAAUAGUGGCCACGUUUCACUAGAUGGCAGGCAAGACCCUCAUUUGAGUUGUAGGUUGUUGAAAUGUGUGAGGUUGAAGCAUGGGGUGCCCAUUUUCUAGAGACAGUAGCCACUGUAGCAAAUUUUCUCCAAACGAAUGUGUCUUUACUCUGCGAGAUCACUUUGUAACCCUUUCCAGCUGAUACAUAAGUCUUCUGAGAUCUCUGUUUUGUGAAGCAUGGUGCCCAUCAGCAGGAGAUGCUUUUUGCUAAUACUGUAGCAAACUCAAAAUGUUUGAAUGUUUUUUGUUUGUUUUUUUUAAGCCAGAGUAGGUCUAUCUCACACUCUCAGUGUUGUUUGAUUGAAUGGAUGCCAGGUUUGCUAACUCCUGAUUCCAUUUAGCUGUCAUUAGGAUGUGCACAUUGGUGCGGUGGUUAGCACUGUCAACUCAGAACAAGAAGGUUCUGGGUUACAAUCUGCUAACUGGCUCAGGCCUUCCUAUGUGGAGUUUCAGAUUGUGAUACCUGCAAAAGCUUCCCACAUGAUUUUGGAUUGGAAAAGGUUUGUUCUCAUUGAGCCACAUGAGCAUUAGGGAGCUCUGCUACUAACAUGGGCAAUAAGCUUCACACACAGUUUUACAGGUUCAUUCCAAAGGUGUUGGUUAUGGUUGAGUUCCAGGCUCUGUGCAGACCAGUCAAGUUCCUCUGUACCAAACUUCAAAAGUCAUUUCUUUUCAAACCUUGCUAAGUAAAAGCCCACCCUCAAAAUGCUGCAACAGAGUUGGAAGCACUUUAUUAAUCUAUGGUAUUAUUGUGUGCUUUCUAAGUUUUUUCAGUUUACUAUGACCUGGAUGACUGAGAAUCUGCACAGACAUAUUGUGUGCUAUGACAUUAAGUUUUCCUUUAAUUGAUACUAAGGGGCCUAACGUAAAGUAAUAAAAAAAGGCCCUAAGCUAAAGGUCCACAAAAGCAUGUGGCCUGUCCACAUGUAAAUUAAGCUGUUGCGACUCUGUUUGUCUGUAUUCAUCAUUGUGUCAGCGAAUUUGUUAAGUGUUUUGAUGCCAGGACUUGGGUUGGGUGAUUCAAACAGGAACUGAUUGGCUCAUUAAUAAAAGUCAAAUGAUGGUGACACAACACCUAAGGCUUAUUUACUCUCUGUAGCACCUGGAAUAUUUAAGCUGUCUUUACCACCCAUAGCACAGACCAGAGGACAAACAACCAGCAGAGACAACGAUCUGAGACUGAAUUUCUACUGCAGUGAAUAUCUCUGCUUGGAAUAAAAAAAGUACAACAACAAUGUACCAAGAACAGACCCAGAGUUUUGCUGUGAAAAAUUGGAAUGUUUCCACAGGGUUGCUACUUUUUUGCAUGAGUGCAGUGAUUAUGCCAUUCAGUUUGUUUGAUCAGUCUACAAAAUGACAUUUAUUCAAAAAUGACAGCUUUGUGUUUAAAUUGUGCCAUUAGACAGAAGUGGGCCACUGACCCUUUGCUAAUGAAUAAUAAGAGUCAAUCAUUAGGGGCAUAAAAAAAACAAUGUUCUGUAUCCAUUUUCAUAAUGGUUUAUGUGCUGACAUGUUUCACAGCUGAGUACAAUGUCAGGAGUGCAAUAAAAAUGUAGUUUCCCCAGUAGCCUCACUGUGCUCAUUAAAUC
Messenger RNA from Monopterus albus (swamp eel), 6927 nucleotides. Its product is annotated as potassium voltage-gated channel subfamily KQT member 2-like. Bases 801 to 3527 code for a protein of 908 amino acids. The record is from RefSeq and is a predicted model, not a curated record. Lineage: Eukaryota; Metazoa; Chordata; Actinopteri; Synbranchiformes; Synbranchidae. Gene Ontology annotation, cellular component: membrane; voltage-gated potassium channel complex. The transcript has 18 exons. Gene Ontology annotation, molecular function: voltage-gated potassium channel activity. Gene Ontology annotation, biological process: potassium ion transmembrane transport.